Molecule: messenger RNA, 1308 nt
Organism: Bipolaris oryzae ATCC 44560
Lineage: Eukaryota; Fungi; Ascomycota; Dothideomycetes; Pleosporales; Pleosporaceae
Exons: 1
Coding region: 1-1308 (435 amino acids)
Biological process (GO): mitotic spindle organization
Cellular component (GO): dynactin complex; cytoplasm
Source: RefSeq, a predicted model, not a curated record
AUGUCUGAAGCGACGAGGCCGAAAUACGACAAUCUUCCAGGCAUUGACACAGCACCUGAUAUCUACGAGACGCCAGAACUUACCGAAGACGUGUCUACAGUCCAAGCUUCCACCGCUGUUUCCGAAUCAGACUACGGCGAUAAUGACGACGACGACGACAAUGAUGACUCGGCAGUCCGUCACCAACGCCUGCAGCCUGAUCAGGCUCGCAAUCGUUUUCAGCCUGCUCGAGUAGACGCCCGUGGAGUUGACUUUUCGGACAAUAUCACCGCGCAGGGCCAAUCCUAUCGCACAUCUACACGGCGCCAGCGGCGGCGGGGCGAGAUAAUAGGCGAUGCCAGCGACGAAGAGGAGGAAAGUUUUGCACAAAAGCUACUGAGGAUCAAGCGAGAGUUGGCCACGUUAGAAGAUGAAUACCAGCAGAAGGUUGAAAGCGGGGACAAGUCCAAGAUUGAGGAGCAAGACCCCAAGGAAAUGAUGGAGAUGAUAGCGAGCAAGGUCGACACAAUUUACGCUGCACAUAAAGGUGGCGCUCGAGGUACACAGGCGAUACUCGACCGUACAGUGCAGAAGUUCGACAGCUACAAGCCCUUCGAUCCCAGUCCCAAACUUACCAAUGCCAUUGCAAACCAGCCGCCACUACCAGGCACACAGGUACAAAGAAGCCAAUUGGAGUUUGUGUUGAAUCAGGCAGCCGAGUUUGAUAGGCGCAUCACGCAGCUCGAGGGUAGUCUGGGCCUGAAUGGAAACACAAUGCCCGAGCUGAACGAUCACACGCCCUUUCCCGUAUCGGCUACUCUUACGCGGUUGGAACAGACUAUGGGCCUAAUUGGAGAUGCUGCAUCAAACAAUCUGGACACAGUCACGCAAAACGUCAAGAAGCUUACGGCCGAAGCAGAGCACUUAAAGGAAGUUCGCGAGGAGGCGGCAGAGGCUGGUGCGGGCUCGAACGAUAAUAGCUCGGGUACAUACCUUGAUCAGGAAGCGAAGAUCAACGCCUUGUAUGGCACUUUGCCUUCUAUUGACAAACUAUCGCCCAUCCUACCGCUAGUCCUUGAGCGGCUGCGCACAUUGCGACUCGUACAUACUAGUGCUUGGCAGGCUGACGAGGUCUUGACUGAGCUUGAACGUCGGCAAUCGGCGCAGGAACUAGAAAUCAAAAAGUGGGAGCAGCAACUCGAGAUUUUGGAGAAGGACAUCAAAAGGGCAGAGACAGCCAUGGUGAACAACAUCAAGACGGUCGGGGACGACGUGAAGAUGCUAGAGGGGAAGAUAGCCAAGCUACUUUCGGCAGACCAUGGGGAGUAA